CAGACUUCAUUUCCCAUGCGGCGCGGCGGCGGGGCAGGCGAUGUCCGCCAUCUUACCGCUCCCUCCUCCCCCGGUGCGGCCGGAUUGAAUGCUGCUGCCCGCGAGCUGAGCGCCAUGUCAGGCACCCCGAUCCGCGGCACCCCCGGCGGGACCCCGCUGUCACCGACCCGCAUCUCCCGCCUGCAGGAGAAGGAGGAACUGCGGCAGCUCAAUGACCGCCUGGCCGUGUACAUCGACCGCGUGCGGGCGCUGGAGCUGGAGAACGACCGGCUGCUGGUGAAGAUCUCCGAGAAGGAGGAGGUCACCACCCGCGAGGUCAGUGGCAUCAAGAAUCUCUAUGAGUCUGAGCUGGCUGAUGCUCGAAGAGUUCUGGAUGAAACAGCCAAAGAGAGGGCGAGGUUACAGAUCGAAAUAGGAAAACUGAGGGCUGAACUUGAGGAGUUCAAUAAAAGCUACAAAAAGAAAGAUGCAGAUUUGUCUGUUGCUCAAGGUCGCAUUAAGGAUCUUGAAGUACUCUUCCAUAGAAGUGAGGCAGAGCUCAAUACUGUUCUGAAUGAGAAACGGAGUCUGGAGGAAGAGGUGGCUGAUCUGCGUGCCCAACUUGCUAAGGCUGAAGAUGGUCAUGCAGUGGCUAAGAAGCAGUUGGAGAAGGAGACCCUUAUGCGUGUGGACCUGGAGAAUCGGUGCCAGAGCUUGCAGGAGGAUCUGGAUUUCAGGAAGAAUGUGUUUGAGGAGGAGAUAAGAGAGACAAGAAAACGACAUGAGCAUCGUCUGGUUGAAGUGGACACUAGUCGCCAGCAGGAGUAUGAGAAUAAAAUGGCUCAGGCCCUGGAGGAUCUGCGAAAUCAGCAUGAUGAGCAAGUCAAGCUGUACAAACUGGAGCUAGAGCAGACCUAUCAGGCUAAGUUGGAGAAUGCCAUCCUGGCCUCUGACCAAAAUGACAAAGCUGCUGGUGCAGCUCGGGAGGAAUUGAAGGAGGCUCGCGUGAGAAUAGAAUCUCUCAGCUACCAACUUUCUGGCCUUCAGAAGCAGGCUAGUGCAGCAGAAGAUCGCAUUCGUGAGUUGGAGGAAACGAUGGCUGGUGAACGGGAUAAAUUUAGGAAGAUGCUUGAUGCCAAGGAGAGGGAGAUGACAGAAAUGAGGGACCAGAUGCAGCUGCAGCUUACAGAAUACCAGGAACUGCUUGAUGUGAAAUUAGCACUAGAUAUGGAAAUCAGUGCUUACCGGAAGCUGCUGGAAGGAGAGGAGGAGAGGUUGAAGCUCUCUCCGAGCCCCUCGUCCCGUGUCACUGUCUCUCGGGCUACCUCCAGCAGCAGCAGUAGCAGUAGUUCACUUGUCCGCUCUUCCCGAGGCAAGAGACGACGGAUUGAAGCAGAGGAGCUCUCAGGCAGUGGAACGAGUGGAAUUGGCACUGGAAGUAUCAGUGGCAGCAGUAGCAGCAGUAGCUUCCAAAUGUCCCAGCAAGCUUCAGCUACAGGAAGUAUCAGCAUUGAGGAGAUAGACCUGGAGGGCAAAUACGUUCAACUGAAGAACAACUCGGAGACGGAUCAGUCUUUGGGUAACUGGAGGCUGAAAAGACAAAUUGGAGAUGGAGAAGAAAUUGCUUACAAAUUUACUCCGAAGUAUGUCCUCAGGGCUGGGCAGACUGUAACAAUCUGGGGUGCAGAUGCAGGUGUAUCUCACAGCCCCCCUUCUGUUCUCGUGUGGAAGAAUCAAGGCAGCUGGGGCACUGGAGGAAAUAUCCGCACAUACCUCGUGAACUCUGAUGGAGAGGAGGUUGCAGUGAGGACUGUUACUAAAUCAGUCGUUGUGCGGGAGAACGAAGAGGAAGAGGAUGAAGCCGACUUUGGAGAGGAGGAUCUUUUCAACCAACAGGGUGAUCCCAGAACAACUUCUCGAGGAUGCUCAGUGAUGUGAAGAGUGGAGAAAAAAAAAAAAGAAACUUAUUACUUGCUACUUUUUUCCAUUUAUUUCCUUUUAUUUUUGCUAUUUUUUUUUUCCUCCAGAGCCACUGAAAACUAUUUUUAUACGUAUCAUCUGAUUUCUUUGAUGGUUGCUCCUUGGUACAUUUUUAUAUAAAAAAAAUCUAAAAAAAAAAAAAAACCUUUACUGAACAAAACUGCCAGAAUUUUUAAUAGAUUUCUUAAUUUUUCUCUCUUUGUUGAAACACUGUAUUGGAAUAAUUUUUUUCCCUAUACAGAGUUUAAAGUCUUAUGCACAAACCAACAGCAGAAAUUCUUAGCUACAGUGGGAUGAGACUCCUUGAGUGUAUGGUAAACCUGCACUUUGUGCGUAUAUAAGCAGGAUAACUUAAACACAGCUAAGUUUAGGAAGGGAUGUUCACCUGCAGGGCCUUGGGAGAGAUUGGUGAUCAUGUUUCUUUAUCCUUUAAGAAAUGACAGGAUCUUGUGGGUGCCCAGCUCAGAUAAACUACCCCCAGAUUCAUUAGAAGUGCUUCUCCACCAGUGGAAGUAAUAAAGGGUAGCUGCCUUUUAGCCGGCUCUUGGCUCAGGACUGUGGAUUUCUGUCCUACUCCAGGACUGACAGCCUGAUGAUACGAUCAUCUGAAUCCUGUCAGUGCUGUGGCUCCGUGUCAUUUCAGAAGACGGAGAGCGAUGGCUUCUGCUGUCUGAAAACAUAUGGGAGUGUCAAAAACAAACUUCCAAUCAUUAUGUUAUCAAAGGAUUUUGACAUUGUAACAAAUGAGAUCUUGUUAAAUUGUGAAUGCAAGUUGUGAUGUAUAGUAUUUAUGAUGUUAAGCAUCAUGAUUUAAUGAUUCUGACAUAUUCAGCAUUGAACAGAAUGACUAAGAUUUUAAUGUUGAAAAUAUUUUUACUUCUGGCAUUGAUGAAUUUUUGGGGUUCUAAGGAUUAUCCUGCGUAAAUGUUGAUUUUUGUUUCGUUUUGUUUCAUCAGACCUAGAUGCAGCUUGUCCAUACCCAUGUCUUGGGUUCAGAGGGGCAUUGUCAGAACACGUUGAGCAGCAUCUGCAGAGUAGUACAGAAACAGCUGAGUGACGUUUUUGAGAGUUACAAGGAACUGCUGUUGAUGUGGACAGAAGCAUUGCUUUGCAGUGUUCAGAUCCUCAGAGUAACAGAGAGUCAUCCUUGUUUCUAUAAGGAAUGGUUUGUAUCUGACAGUGUCCCUUUGGCUUAAGGUUACUUCUGCUGCACUUCUGUGGAGGUAGCUGUGACUCUCCUAAGGUCAGCAUUCAGAUGGCAGCACAUCUUCAAGCACUAGGAGGAAUACUUGACUGCUGCAAAGAAUGCAUUGAUGCAUUGGCUACUGUCAAGCAAAUAGUUCUUCCACUAGCUUUUAGUUUGGAUGCUGUUUGAUAACAGCACAGAAUGCUGUUGUUACCUGCACUCUUGAGCUCUGACCCUGUCAUUCAAGUAGUUGAGACUCAUCAAACAAGCAGCGAGGUUUGGAUGUUUUCGGUGGCUUUUGGACAUUGUGUUCUCUGAACAAUAUUAUGACUGACAGAUGUAACCUAGGAGGUCAUUUUAGUGGCUUUGACUGAUGGCUAUGCAGUGCAAGCAGGGUGGGAACAGAAGUGAGAUUUCUAAGCUUAGGUGUGUAUUUUUUGCCAUCUAAAACUAAAUUGAAGAUGCUACUUUUCUCUUUGGGUGGGAUGAUUUAAUGACUGAAGUUAAUGUGCAUAACUCUGAUGUUUGUACGAGUUGAGCAGGCGGCGCGUUACAAACAGCAGGUGGAAGAUUUGGCUGUUUGGGCUGACGGGGUCACUCCAGGAGCAUCGUUGGCCAUUUUUCAAGUGUAAUUUUCCCACUCUGCUUGGGUAGAAGGUGAAAUAUGUAGUAAAUCAUGUCUCUCUCUGUAAAGUGUAUCUAAUGAAAUUAUGUUUCUCAGACAUACUGUUAAUUGCCUUUUCUAAAUUCGUUGUUAUACAAAUGGAUGCAAUCAGCGUAGAAGUAUUUUCAAUGCACCUUCCAACCACUGGGCAGCAUUUCCCUCUGACCCACAGCUUCUAUACCACACUCACACAAUGUUUGAGAGCUUUUUGCAGUUCUUCCCUGUAUUUAUUUCUGUUUCACAUUGGCCAGUUCUCCAUCUGCUUAUUGUCCUUGAGGAUUUUCCUGUAAAUAUGGUUGCUCUGUGAUCUUAUACUGAAGAAAUGAAUGUGCUUUGUAUUUUUUUCCUUGUGAUUUUUAUGUUUUUUCCUGUGAAGGAUGGGCUGAAAGGCAGCUUGACUGAGGGGAGCCUCUUGCUACCUGAGCCACUGAUUUCUGAACAGCUACUGUAUGGGAGACGUGUCACCUCUCAGCCUUAUGGAGCGGUGUUUUAUCUUACACCCCUCAGUGACAGCGUGCAGAAUUUCUCCUUGGAUUUGGAGCUGUUUCCUGUAAGUCUGGAAACACUUUCUUUUCUUGUUUCACAUGUAGAGGUGCUCACAGGAAGCAGUGAUGUGGGAGAAGCUGAAUUCGGCAGGGCUGAGUGCUGCUGAUUCAUAGUGCUUUCUAAAAGGAGAGUAAUUCCUCACUGUGAACUACAGGGCACACACAAACUACUGUAUUCCACUUGUUUUCUUUGUGUGUCUGUUUUCUUCAGGCAAAGUUCCUUCCUUUUAUUGCUGAGUUUCGGCAUAACUUUAAGUUGGUGCUCUGCACUGGGAGGUUUCUUUUUGCUUUCCUGAACCAAAAAGCAUCGCUGCUGCUUUUUCCUCUUUAUCAAGGAUUUUCAAUUAAUUUUCAGGAUAAUUGGAAUGUUCUGUUCACAUAAAAUCCAGUGUCUCCUUUCUGAGCAGGUGAACCAGCUCUCAGGGUUUGGAGGAUAGUCAGGAAAAUAGUUCAGCUGAUCUUUUAACAGUGUCGAUGGGCACCAUGGGGCUCUGCGGUGCCUCUGGCCUUUAUGCUUUCCCCACACUUCUGUCUUUGUUGCUUCAUUAUUGUUACAGUGAUUUGCUCCAAGCAAUGGAGCAGCUGUGGUUCCUUUGCUGCUGCACACCUUUAGCUCACGGUCUGUGUGCAUGGGCUGCUUCAGGCCCUGACAACCAGCAGCUGAUACACUCACCCUCAGCACCCUUCUGCCCUUAGAUAGGUGCUCGCUGCCACUGCUUGUGUUUGGAGCAGGAAUCAAUAGUCUCAGGAAGAAAACAAACAUCUGCUUCCCAUGGGCUGUAAUGGGAAAGCCAGACCAGCUGGUCUGCAGCUCUCGUUUGUCACCGAAGCCGUAUUGCAGCGUGAAGCAGAACAUACUGUGAAAGGAGAUUCCCUUCAUGAGCACGUUUAUCCUCGAGCAACAGGACACCUCAUGUUCAGUUCAGGGAUUGCAGUGUUUUUUAUGCACCCUUUUUCUUUGUAAUCCUGUGUGAAUCCCUUUAGCUGCAGCCUGAGCAGGGGGUGCUUGAAGAGGCACCUAGAAAUCCUCUCUGCCCCCCAGAACGUGUGAGAACCUUUUUCUUUUGUGCACUAAGAAGAUCCAAUGCUGUGUGCCAACACUGUGUGUUGUGAGCACUCGAGGCACUUCUCUCCCUUCCUUAAGCCAUUCAUUCUCUAUUUUCUUUUUACAAUCUCUGUGAAUCCGUGUUCCAUUCUGGAUUUCAUUGCCACUGUUGGGUCCAAACCACGAGCCCUGUGCACGCAGGGGGUGGAGCUUUGUUGUAACCCAGUGAGUGGAAGGUGGGACCGUGAUUGCAUUAUUGGAUUCCUGUUGGAGCUGACAAAUGGGAGGUGGCCGUUUGUCCAAUGUCUGACAUGGCCUGGGAAACAGAAUUUUGAAUUGCCCUUCAAUGUGCUUAGCUUUAAACCACUUUAAAUAAUUUAAGUGUUUGUUUUUUUUAUACAAAUCAUAUUUACAUGCAAUUAUCAUUUGUAAGCGUAAUGCCUUCCUUGAAAUGCUAACGGCUACAGCGUGAAUGGGGCAAAUGGCUCCAUUCAGAACCACACGAGCAGCAGGUGACGCUCAGUAACUGGACGCUCAGUGCAGGGGGUGGCGGAUGGACCCACGUUUCCCUGUUUAUUGUUAUCAAAGCGAUGAUCCUUUGUAAGGUAAAUGCUGCUGUGCAUCAGCUGCCCACGUUCAUCACACUAAAACCAUGAGCAAUAACCCAUCUCAAAGCAAGGUCAGGCCACAAUGCUGUACAGCUGGGCGGGCUGUUCAACCCUGUUCAUAACAAUGACGGUGAUGCCUCGUGAUCCAGUUGUGGGUUUGGUUCUGCAUCCCCACGCAGUUCAAAACGCUCAUUCUAUUUAAUGGCAGGAAUAGUGAUGCAGUGUGUGAAUAUGAUGGGAGCGUUCCAUGCAGCUCAUGGUGCUGCAUCGUGCUCUGGGCGUUACCAUUUCACAUCGUUGUGGGAUUAUUUUCUUUCUUUCUCUUUAGGAUAUGCAUGCCAAACGUCGUGUCUUUUACAAUGAUUUGUAAUAUACAUUUUAAGACUGGAAACUUUUUGUACAACACACUCAAAUAAAUGUUUUGCAUUUUA
Messenger RNA from Coturnix japonica (Japanese quail), 6438 nucleotides. RefSeq names its product lamin B2 (gene LMNB2). Gene Ontology annotation, cellular component: nuclear envelope; nuclear lamina. Gene Ontology annotation, molecular function: structural constituent of cytoskeleton. Gene Ontology annotation, biological process: protein localization to nuclear envelope; nuclear envelope organization; nuclear pore localization. The record is from RefSeq and is a predicted model, not a curated record. Lineage: Eukaryota; Metazoa; Chordata; Aves; Galliformes; Phasianidae.